Brassica rapa (field mustard) is the source of this 4690-nucleotide messenger RNA. RefSeq names its product beta-galactosidase 15-like. NCBI's taxonomy places the organism in Eukaryota, Viridiplantae, Streptophyta, Magnoliopsida, Brassicales, Brassicaceae. Gene Ontology annotation, biological process: carbohydrate metabolic process. The record is from RefSeq and is a predicted model, not a curated record. Gene Ontology annotation, molecular function: hydrolase activity, hydrolyzing O-glycosyl compounds.
UGGGGAAAUAGAUUUCGAACUUUGUUUUCGGGGAGAAAUAGCAUGAGAUCAUAUUUUGGUGGACAUUUGGUGCUAUAUCAUACUUCUCGUGGGAAAAUAGAUCGUCUUCCCAAAAAAAAUUGUAGUUAUUCAACCGUUAAACUGAAAUGAGUCAUCUUUUAUAUAUAUAAAUAAAUAUUCGCUUUUUAUUAAUUUCUUAUAUAAUAAAGCACAAGUCACCUAUCAAAUUAAAAUUUGACAUUUGACAAAAGAUUUAUAUAAAAAAUAAUAAUUAAACUUUUUUCAUCUCCUUUUUUUUUGCAUUAAAAAUAAAAAUAAUAUUUAGAAAAAAAUAAACAUGAUCGUGCAACAGUUACUCAAACCACCACGAUCAUUUUUUGCCCACUAUCAUUUUUUCCAUCCUCUUAUGUCUCUCAAAUUCUCUCAGAUUGGAUUAAAAUAUGAGAAACUAACAAUCGAUCAAUAACAAAAUAUGAGUUAAUAUUCUCCUUCUUUGAUUACAAAAUUCUAUUGAAUGUUCCGAGAGCCAGUGCUGAGUUCAAUUUAUAAGUAAGCAUCGCAACAACCGAUACAUAUAUUAUCUCCCUACUUUGUACAGUUUUGUUGGUUUGGCAGAGCGGGACAUGCGUUCUAGAACGAGAAUAAAGAGAGAAAGAGGAGAAGGAUAGAAGUUAGCAACAAAUAUAAACGUGGUAGAAGUCGUUUGAUAAAGGUAAAUACUCUUUGUAUGUAUAUAUUUAAAUAUAUUUGUGAGUAUAACUUUAGAGAAUGGUUGACAAAAUCUAAAACAUGGAAAAUCAUUAUGUUUAGGUGUCAAUGAAUAAGGUAUUUAAUCUACUGUCCAUGGUUUAGUUUUGUUGACGAGUGACGUGGGCUUAUAAUUGGUAUCAUAUAAUUUAAAAGUUAUAGGAGCAAAGCAAGCAUGCAUUAAGUUUUUUCUUUGUAUAAAAAAGAUCAAUAUUUUUGCAUGUACAAAAUUAAGGAAAACAUUAAAAUAACUAGACAUAAAAAGUAAAAUAGAAAGGUUCAAACUAAUAUUUACAUUCAACAAGCUAUUGCAGAUCAAUAUAAAUUUUUACAGGCAGAUCAAACUUAAUUUUAUAUGUUUGUGGUUAAUUUUACAUUCAACAAGCUAUUACAGAACAAAUUUAUUUUAUACCUAUCAAGUUUAAUUAACUGAAAUGUGUUUUAAGCAAAAAUAUUCCCAUGCGAAACAUGGGGUUAAUACUAGUACUCACUAAACCGCACGUUGAUAAAUAACUCAUUUUAUUAUGUUAUAAUACUUUUUUGCAUUAAAUAAAUUUUUUUUUUUGCCAUUCUCUUUGACGUACACGAACAUGAGCUUGUCACCGCAUUCAGAAAGUUUUCCAGCAAAGAUGAUUUCGGCAAGACAGUGAGUUUUGGAAGAGACUAAGCACUUUCUACUUCAGUCGUUUGUUUGCCGCCACCACCUACGGUGAAGAGAUUGACUGGAAGCAUUGUGAUCUGGAGGAUUAACCGAUAUUUUAGGAGGUAAGGGAUAUGGUGAGGAGUGAGGAUGAGUUACAGGUGAUGUUGAACGAGAGAGGAUGCAAUGUGUGAACGGGCGAUGCUGAAUGAGAGAGGAGGAAAUGGGCGAUGCUGGAUGAGGAGAGAGGAGAGAGAGGGCAAUGCUGGGAGGAGAGAUGAGAGUGAGGGCAAUGCUGGGAAGAGAGAGGAGAGAGAGAGGUGUCGAUUUUGGAAGGAGAGGAGAGAAAGUGGAUGAUGCUGUAUCACUCUUGGCUCUAUCUCUUCUCUUCCGUUCUCCUUUACGGUUUCAUAUAUUUUAACUCAGUUUCCCAAAUCUGUUUCGAUUUUUUUGACGAAAGAUAUGCGUACAUACAAAAUUUCAAGCUUGAGGCUUCCAUCAUAAGCUUAGAAUAGUCAAUUAUCUUAAUUAACAGAUGAGUCUAUCUCUCUCCAACAAGCUUAUUGAAACCAUUUUGAUCCCAAAUCUUAUUGUUGGCAAAAAUAAUUUGUUUCAAUUCUUUUGAUAAAUUUUUCACAAAUUUUGUUGCCCUCCAACUAAAAUUUUGAAAAUUAUAAUAAGAAUUAGGUUUCAAAAAAGAGAAAACGAAUAAAAACAAUUUAGUAGCGUUGUAGAGCAAAAUAACUUUCUUCUUGUAAGGAUCAUAAGAUAAACCUUUUUUUUAAAAAAAAUAUUGACAUUUCUUUUGUUAUACUUGGUCUGCAACUUCAACCGUUAGGUUAUCCAACUUUAGCUGUUAAAUUAUAAUUUUAAUUCCUAAAACAUCCUAUGUGUCCAAAUAACUUAUACCAUUUGCCAUAGCACCUUAAACCUCUACAAUUUACAAACUACGCAACAAAUUUGAUAGUUAUAUUAUCUUAAAUUUUGAUUCCCAUAGAAAUCUAGAGAGGCUAAAUGGUUUAGAAUCAGAUGUUUGAAAAUAAUAUAUGCUAAUUCUUUUCUACAACAUUUUUAAUUGUUAUUUGUAAAGAGAAGUGUGAAUGAGUAUGUUUAAUUUUAGUUAAACAAAACUAGACAUAGAGCAUUGCGUUUUUAUAGCUAAAAUAUAACAAAGAAAAUCAAACUCUUUACUAACAUGUUAGCCAAAAUUUUAAAAUCUAACUACUUUGAAUCUUAAGUGGAGAUAAUCAAAAUCAUAUAUUUGUUUAUAUUAAUGGGUCUCGUAAAUCAUUUAAUAUAUUCUUCGUCAUUAAGUUAGUAUAACAUUUAUUCAAUGCUCAAAUUUGAUUAACACAAUCAAGAUAUUUAUUAUAUAAAAAAAGAGGUAGUCAAGUCAAUCAGUUCUAUCUCCUUUGUAAAAAGUGGAAAGUAUUAAAAAAGUUAUUCAGACUUGAACUGGUUUAAACAUUAGAUGAAAAAUAUAUAAAUAAAUAUGAUGCUUUUAAGAUUUACAUUAUUUACAAAUCAAAUAAUUUUUCAUAUUCAGACAUUUUUAAGAUAUAAUGAAUUGAGAACAAAUUUUAACAACCAAGCUACAUUGUUUCAGAUUUUUGGAAAAAAUUAUGUUAUUAUCCAAAUCAGAUUUAAGUUGAAAACGAGGAUAAAUAAUUUUUUAUUAGUUAAACAUUUCACAAAAAUAGUUAAAAUUUUUAACAAAAUUUAUACUUAAAUAAUAUGGCAGUUAGAAUUUUGUUUUUGUUUUCUGGAAUAUCUAUAAUUAUCCAUAUUAUCUUUAGGUAACGAUUUUAUACCCCUAUAAAAGCUUUGUUUCCUUUCAUAUUUCUUCAUUCAAAAAUCAUUAUUCUAAGUAAAUAUGGUUUCUCUAAGAUUUCUUUUAUGUUUUCUUUUUGUAAGUAGUGUCUAUGCCACAAUUGUUUCUCAUGAUGGCCGAGCCAUUACCAUUGAUGGUCACCGCCGAGUUCUCCUUUCUGGUUCUAUCCAUUAUCCUAGAAGCACUCCUGAGAUGUGGCCGGAUCUUAUAAAAAAAGGUAAAGAAGGAGGUCUUGAUGCGAUCGAAACAUAUGUCUUCUGGAAUGCGCAUGAGCCUACUCGCCGUCAAUAUGAUUUUUCUGGAAAAUUAGAUCUUAUUCGAUUCCUGAAAACCAUUCAAAAUGAAGGUUGUAUGCUGUUCUUCGCAUAGGACCAUAUGCAUGUGCUGAGUGGAAUUACGGUGUGGUUGCACAACAUGCCUGGAAUGGUGUUCAGAACUACUAAUAAAGCAUAUAUGGAUGAGAUGCAAAACUUCACAACUAUGAUAGUAGACAUGAUAGAAAAUGAGUAUGGAAAUGUAAUGGGACCCUAUGGAGAAUCGGGUAAAGCAUACAUUAAGUGGUGUGCAAACAUGGCUCAGUCUCUUGAUGUUGGUGUUCCAUGGAUAAUGUGUCAACAAAAUGAUGCUCCUCAGCCUAUGGUAAUAAGCUCAGUCUAGUUAUAAUGAGUAUUUAUUUAAUAUAUUCAAAGGUUAAUUAUUUUAAAUUGUUUCUGCUUUUAUAGUUGAAUACAUGUAAUGGCUUUUACUGUGACAAUUUUGUACCAAACAAUCCCAACACUCCUAAGAUGUGGACUGAGAACUGGACUGGAUGGUAAGUUUUAUUUUCAGUAUGAUUAUAUUCUUAUUAUUUUGUAAAUAUUUUAUCAUAAUAUUUAUUUUUUCUUCUAUUUGUUUAGGUUUAAGCAAUGGGGUGGUAAAAAUCCUCAUAGAACAACCGAAGAUGUUGCAUUUUCUGUUGCAAGAUUCUUCCAAAGAGGAGGAACUUUUAAUAAUUAUUAUAUGGUAAAAAUGUAAUAAUGAAAUUUAACUUAUUUAUUAAAAUAAGCUCACACAAAAUCGACAUUAACUAGAAAGAGUAAUUGAACUGUUUUUAUCAUUGUAGUACCAUGGAGGCACGAACUUUGACAGAACCGCAGGUGGUCCAUACAUCACAACUUCAUAUGAUUAUGAUGCUCCCCUUGACGAAUAUGGUAAAUUUAAAGUAUAUUCAUAUACAAAAAUAUUUUAGAAGUUUAUAUUUUUACUUACAUGGGAAAUCUAUUAGGUAAUUUGAGUCAACCAAAAUACGGGCAUUUGAAACAACUUCAUGAUGUUCUUCACUCUAUAGAGAAAACUCUAACAUACGGAAACAUCUCCACCAUUGACUUUGGAAACUCUGCAUCGGUAAUAUUCUUGUUAUUUUUUAUCAGUAUAUUCUUGAAAUAAUUACUUAUCAUGAAAAUAUUACAUAGGCAACAAUUUAUAAAACCGAA